AUGAAUAAACGUGUGUAUGUGACUGGAUUGUUUAUAUUGCAGUGUUCUAGUAUUAUUACUUUAGAGGAAAUCGGAAUGGAGAAAAUAUUCGGACCAUGUACGACUUAUGAACAAAGGCAUGAAUGGUAUCAAUAUUACGAUGAUAAACCAAUUAGAACAUUUAUGUAUAUGAAUAUAUCUGGAAGUUUAGUUAGCAAUACUAACUUUAUUCUGUACUUGGAACCAUUUGACAACAACAGUAUCGUUCGAUCUAAUCUCUGCCUCAACAAAGUGCAAAAUGCAAUACAGAAUAAAAUAAUUAUGCUAUCCCUGGGGAAUGAUGAAAUACAUUCUAAUGCUACAAUUAAAAAAUAUAGUGACACUGGACCCACGGCGAUUAAAUGCGACAAAUACAAGAAUGAUACAAAUGUCUAUGUCAACAUGGGCACGAUAAAAGCUACAUCAAAUCAAAUUACAACAUAUGCCAGUAAUCAAGUAAAGAUGACAUUCAACAGAUCGUAUGAUAACGCAGUUGUCUAUUGCCUAUAUUAUGUGAGAACCGGCAAUGAUAAGGUCAUCAAUGUCACCCGUUACGUCACCAAAACACUGCUGGUAUACGAUGACCUAGAAGACCUAAAUCAUGAAAUCAACGGUCAACAGAUGUACGUGAUUGCUUUUGGCGUAAUAAUAGUUGUUGCAUUAGUAACUACAAUAGCUAUACUUUAUAGAAGUCGUUGCCGUAAAAAAAUUGAAAAUGACGCGGAUCGAGUGUCAUACGUCGAAUUGGACGUUCCUGAUCCAGUUAUUAACUUGAAAAUGAAGGAAGAAUCGCCGUAUGCACAAAUUAUUGGAGAGAUAAAAGCCCCGAAACUUGAUAGCAAACCGACUAAAUACUAA
Spodoptera littoralis (African cotton leafworm) is the source of this 876-nucleotide messenger RNA. NCBI's taxonomy places the organism in Eukaryota, Metazoa, Arthropoda, Insecta, Lepidoptera, Noctuidae. The record is from the annotation of a GenBank genome assembly.